GAAGGGAAGAUGCAGCGGGGGAGAGACCUAGAACUGCGAUCAAAGCUACAGCAGCUGCUGGGGCUGGCGGGACAAAGGGAGGAGGGAGGAGCCUGGGCGCUGAGAAAGUUCUUGGGGAAAGUUGAGCUGAGCCAAGAGUCGGGCGGUGGCUGGGGAGGGCGGGAGGGCCCGGCCUGAUUUCCCUUGCUGCUCCCCUUGUGGCCUGACGCUGACAGAGGCAAAAAUCUGCUAACUCAGGGGGCAGACUCAACCAAGACUGCAAACAGGCCUGGGGAAUGACCCCCCGAUCUGCAACCGGCGCCUUCCGCGGCUGCACGGCUUUCUCCAGCUGUCUCUGCCCCUGUUCCUGGCCCUGGCUCCAUCCCUCUCUCAUCUCACCCUUCCCUGUGCCACAUGGGCCCUCUGUCUCCUGCCAGGACGCUGCGGCUCUGGGGACCUCGGAGCCUGGGGGUGGCUCUGGGAGUCUUCAUGACCAUUGGCUUUGCACUCCAGCUCUUGGGAGGGCCCUUCCAGAGGAGGCUACCAGGGCCACAGCUCCGACAGCCCUUGGCCCCAUCUCUACGACCAGCCCUUCCGUCCUGCCCACCCCGGCAGCGACUGGUGUUCCUGAAGACGCAUAAAUCUGGGAGCAGCUCUGUGCUGAGCCUGCUUCACCGCUACGGGGACCGGCACGGGCUGCGCUUCGCCCUCCCUGCCCGCUACCAGUUUGGCUACCCAAGGCUCUUCCAGGCCUCAAGGGUAAAAGGCUACCGCCCCCAGACUGGAGGCACCCAGCUCCCCUUCCACAUCCUCUGUCACCACAUGAGGUUCAACCUGAAAGAGGUACUUCAGGUCAUGCCUUCUGACAGCUUCUUUUUUUCCAUUGUCCGAGACCCAGCGGCUCUGGCUCGCUCUGCCUUCUCCUAUUAUAAAUCCACCUCAUCAGCCUUCCGCAAGUCACCAUCCUUGGCUGCCUUCCUGGCCAAUCCUCGAGCCUUCUACAGGCCUGGGGCCCGUGGGGACCACUACGCUCGCAACUUACUAUGGUUUGACUUUGGCCUGCCCUUUCCCCCGGAGAAGAGGGCCAAGAGAGGGAAUCUUCAUCCCCCCAGAGACCCCGACCCCCGACAGCUUCAGGUCUUGCCUUCUGGUGCUGGCCCUCGAGCCCAAACCCUCAAUCCCAAUGCCCUCAUCCAUCCUGUUUCCACUGUUGCUGAUCAUCGCAGCCAGAUAUCAAGCCCUGCCUCUUUCGAUUUGGGGUCUUCAUCCUUCAUCCAGUGGGGUCUGACCUGGCUGGACUCUGUCUUUGACCUGGUCAUGGUGGCUGAGUACUUCGAUGAGUCAUUGGUUCUGCUGGCAGAUGCCCUGUGCUGGGGUCUAGAUGACGUGGUGGGCUUCAUGCACAAUGCCCAGGCUGGACGUAAGCAGGACCUCAGCACUUUCAGCAACACUGGACUGACUGCAGAGGACCAACAGCUAACUGCACGGGCCCGAGCCUGGAACAACCUGGACUGGGCUCUCUACGUCCACUUCAACCGCAGUCUCUGGGCACGGAUAGAGAAAUACGGCCAGCGCCGGCUGCAGACAGCUGUAGCCGAGCUCCGGGCUCGCCGAGAGGCCCUAGCCAAACAUUGUCUGGCAGGGGGUGAGGCUUCUGACCCCAAAUACAUCACUGAUCGCCGGUUCCGCCCCUUCCAGUUUGGGUCAGCUAAGGUUUUGGGCUAUAUACUUCGGAGUGGAUUGAGCCCUCAGGACCAAGAGGAGUGUGAGCGCUUGGCUACCCCUGAGCUCCAGUAUAAGGACAAGCUGGAUGCCAAGCAGUUCCCCCCUACCGUCUCACUGCCUCUCAAGACUUCAAGGCCACUCUCCCCAUAGACAUCAGACUACAGAUUUAGGUGGAAGAGCAGCCAUGUUUGAAGGGCACAUGUGAUGAGUGGGGGGCAGCAAGAUGCCACUUCUGCAUCUCCCAGAAGGGAUGAGUCUUUGUCCUGAUGCAAGCGUCCUCUUUGCUGGACUCCCAACAGUGCUUUCCUCCUUCACCCUCUACUCAUUUUGUUCUUUCUCCCCAAUUUUUCUUUUUUUUUUAAUUUUUUUUUGAGAUAGAGUCUCACUCUGUCCCCCAGGCUGGAGUGCAGUGGCAUGAUCUCGGCUCACCGAAACCUCUGCCUUACGGGUUCAAGCGAUUCUCCUGCCUCAGCAUCCAGAGUAGCUAGGAUUACAGACGUGUGCCACCAUACCCAGCUAAUUUUUAUAUUUUUAGUAGAGACAGGGUUUCAACAUGUUGGUCAGGCUGGUCUUGAACUCCUCACCUCAGAUGAUCCACACGCCUCUGCCUCCCAAAGUUCUGCCAUUAUAGGCGUGAGCCACUACGCCUGGCUUCCCCUUCCCCUUUCUUGCCCCAAGGCAGAUCCACAUCACCAAAGCUCCCUAGGUGGGCAAAAGAUGGAGUGAGCCACAGAAAGUUUGGGGCGUGGUGAGUUGGAAUGAUACAUCCAUUUCUCUAUGAAAUAUUUGCUACUAGACUGUUCAUUUCUCUCUGAAAUAUUUGUUGAAUGAAUAAAUAAUUUGAAACUUC
Messenger RNA from Mandrillus leucophaeus (drill), 2554 nucleotides. RefSeq names its product galactose-3-O-sulfotransferase 4 (gene GAL3ST4). Gene Ontology annotation, biological process: glycolipid biosynthetic process. The transcript is spliced from 5 exons. The record is from RefSeq and is a predicted model, not a curated record. Lineage: Eukaryota; Metazoa; Chordata; Mammalia; Primates; Cercopithecidae. Gene Ontology annotation, cellular component: membrane. Gene Ontology annotation, molecular function: galactosylceramide sulfotransferase activity. The coding region runs from base 394 to 1854 and encodes 486 amino acids.